Molecule: messenger RNA, 1381 nt
Organism: Anopheles maculipalpis
Lineage: Eukaryota; Metazoa; Arthropoda; Insecta; Diptera; Culicidae
Gene: Orc4
Product: origin recognition complex subunit 4
Exons: 2
Coding region: 1-1380 (459 amino acids)
Biological process (GO): DNA replication initiation; DNA replication
Cellular component (GO): nuclear origin of replication recognition complex; nucleus
Molecular function (GO): ATP hydrolysis activity; DNA replication origin binding
Source: RefSeq, a predicted model, not a curated record
AUGCCGGACGCUAAAACUGAGCUGGAAACUACGCGUCGAUUUCUAAAAUCACGCUUGAUGAUGGAUCGUGCAACGUUUCACGGGUAUGAAGCUGAAAGACAAAAUAUUCACGAUCUGCUAGAGCGUACCGCGGAACAUGGUGAAUCGAACAGUGCGCUGCUGUUGGGUCCGAGAGGAAUUGGAAAAACCACUCUCGUUGUAUCGGUAUUGGCCGAACUGCUGACCAAAGAAACGUUCUACCGCAACUGUCUGAUCGUCUAUCUCAAUGGAUUGGUGCACAUCGACGAUCGACUAGCACUGAAAUCGGCCACCGCACAGCUAAACCUCGAAAAUGCUGUUGACGGUAAAGUGUUUGGUUCCUUUGCUGAAAAUCUAGCCUUUUUGCUCGAGUGUCUAAAGGCGGGCGAUCGGAAGAAAUCGAAAAGCGUCAUCUUCUUGCUGGAAGAGUUCGAUCUGUUCUGCUCGCACCACAACCAAACGCUGCUGUACAACUUGUUCGACGUAGCACAGUCUGCGCAGGCACCGAUCUGUGUGCUUGGCCUUACCGCUCGCUUGGAUGUGAUCGAGCUGUUAGAAAAGCGUGUGAAAUCACGCUUUUCUCAUCGUCAGCUAUUUCUCCUACCGAAGGAAGAUGAUUUCGACGGACGGUUGGAAUUGUUCGAAAGUUUACUAAAGCUUCCUACCGAGCAGGAAAUGCGUGCGUUUGAAUCGGCUCAUCCUCCCAUUCCUAGUGAAGCUCUUAAUAAUGACGAAUUUACGCUGCUGCGUGGGCUGUUUAAUCCACGCAAGUUUAGCUUCACAUCGAAAUGGGUAACGCAAUGGAACCGACACAUCGAUAAGCUGCUAGAGAGCAAAGAAGUGCAGACGGUACUGCAAACGAUGUACGAUUAUGACGUGCUGGAGGGUCCGUUUCGGAUUUGGCUGUUUGAGCUGAUUGGUUGGCUGGAUGAGGAACAUCCGUACCUUACCGUCGAAGCGAUUCGAAAGCUGGGCGAGGAGUACGAAUCGGACGAUAAGGUAAAGCUGCUGAUGGGACUGUCGGUGCUAGAGAUAUGUUUGAUCAUUGCCAUGAAGCACCAUUCGGAGAUUUACGAUCGGGAACCGUUUAACUAUGAGAUGAUUUGGACGCGCUUUAGCAAAUGGGCCAACAGUAGCUCGAGCAUGAAGGGCAUCGAGCGGCCAGUUGUGCUGAAAGCGUUCGAACAUCUGAAGCAGCUGGAGUUUAUUGCACCCGUAACGGGCGGCAGUUUGACGAAGGUGCAGAAAGAAUAUCAGAUUCAUCGGUUGCUGCUAACGUACGGUCAGAUACGUCAGGCGGUUCAGCGUAUGCCACUUUUGCCAACCGAAGUCAGCCAGUGGGAACAGAGUUCGCUGGUGUGAG